AUUGGUGGAGUGUGGCCACUGGAUGCUAACACUGAACUUCAAGCUUGCAUAUCCACAAGUGCAUUAGAGAUUCCUACAGACAGCUCAUGCUGGGGCAUCAGAGGCCCUCAGGUGAGGAAAGAAGAGGCAGAACUCUAGGCAAUGUGUGUGAGUGGUCCACAUAGCCAUGGUAGAAAACAAGAGCAAGAUCCAGAAGAUUUGGAGAGUGCCUAAGAGGCACCCAGUACCAUCCACACACAAGUCCCAAGAAAGUCCCAGGACAGUGCAGUUGGAUGACUCACAGCCUCCUGCCACCAGAGAAGGGAGCCAGUGGGAAAGACUAAGGCAGGGCUCAUUUUCUAUAUAAAUACCAGCUAACAAGAGACUCUUCACCAGAUCCCAGAGGCUGAACAGCUCGACCUUCUCUGCACAGCAGGUCCAGCAUCCUUUGAAGCAUGAGUUCUUACCAGCAGAAGCAGACCUUUACCCCACCACCUCAGCUUCAACAGCAGCAGGUGAAACAACCCAGCCAGCCUCCACCUCAGGAAAUAUUUGUUCCCACAACCAAGGAGCCAUGCCACUCAAAGGUUCCACAACCUGGAAACACAAAGAUUCCAGAGCCAGGCUGUACCAACGUCCCUGAGCCAGGCUGUACCAAGGUCCCUGAGCCAGGUUGUACCAAGGUCCCUGAGCCAGGCUGUACCAAGGUCCCUGAGCCAGGUUGUACCAAGGUCCCUGAGCCAGGCUACACCAAGGUCCCUGAGCCAGGCAGCAUCAAGGUCCCUGACCAAGGCUUCAUCAAGUUUCCUGAGCCAGGCGCCAUCAAAGUCCCUGAGCAAGGAUACACCAAAGUUCCUGUGCCAGGCUACACAAAGGUACCAGAGCUACGUCCUUCAACGGUCACUCCAGGCCCAGCUCAGCAGAAGACCAAGCAGAAGUAAUUUCAUGCACAGACAAGCCCUUGAGAAGCCAACCACCAGAUGCUGGACACCCUCUUCCCAUCUGUUUCUGUGUCUUAAUUAUCUGUAGACCUUGUAAUCAGUACAUUGUCACCCCAAGCCAUAGUCUCGCUCUUAUUUGUAUCCUAAAAAUAUGUACUAUAAAGCUUUUGUUCACACACACUCUGAAGAAUCCUGUAAGCCCCUGAAUUAAGCAGAAAGUCUUCAUGGCUUUUCUGGUCUUCAGCUGCUCAGGGUUCAUCUGAAGAUUCGAAUGAAAAGAAAUGCAUGUUUCCUGCUCUGCCCUCAUUAAAUUGCUUUUAAUUCCA
Molecule: messenger RNA, 1246 nt
Organism: Gorilla gorilla gorilla (western lowland gorilla)
Lineage: Eukaryota; Metazoa; Chordata; Mammalia; Primates; Hominidae
Gene: SPRR3
Product: small proline rich protein 3
Exons: 3
Coding region: 435-920 (161 amino acids)
Source: RefSeq, a predicted model, not a curated record